GUAUAAAAUGUUAAAAGUUCGCAGCAUUAUCCUGCUGCCAAGGAGAUGGAAGAGCGGAGCCAAGAAGCGAUGGAACCUCGUGCAGAACAAGAAGAACAAUUGCGACCGGGCAAUGGAUAACUUUGAUGAUUUCUACGGCAGUGUUUACGGCAGCCGAUGGAAGAACAUGCGGGCAGCGCUUCUAACGAGGCACAAAUACGUUGCCAUGGUGAACAAUUUCGGGGACACGGAGCAGACAUGCAGCAUGCUGGAAACGGAUGGAGCCAUCAACAUGAAGUCCCUGAUUAAUCUGGCCCAGGAUCGUCUAAAGAAUGGUGUGGCAACGAUGCCGGAACAAGGCAAAUCCCGUCAUGAAAUAGAGGGUAAACUAGAUGCCCUACUCCGAAAGCAGCAGGAACGUGAAGUGGCCUCUAUUUAUCCGAGUUCUGGAGAGGAUGGUUCAGCCACAGCACUGCCACAACAACUGAAGUUUGAUAAUUUAGAGGAAAAGCUGCCAGAGGUGGAGGAAAUCCAUAAUCCCUUUAGGCAAAGCUUAACCAAGGCUUUGGAGGAAGAUGUAAAGCUGGAUGAGCAUCGUUUGGUGGAUCCACAGUUCGGCACUGGCGGACUCUAUGAAUAUAUGCCCGCUCACAGCAUCAAGGGCAUGGAGGAUUGGGUGGCGGAGUCGGAGCACUAUAAGUACUAUCAGACCAGUGCUGAUUUCCCGCUCACCAUUGAAAAGGAGCCUUCGUUUCACUAUCCCGAGCAUCUCUCUUUGUACACCUAUGAAAUGGGCAAUUGCUCGGACUUUAAGGGGCCCAAAAAGUGCUUGACGGGAGUGCUCUCCCACUUCAUGAUGGAUGGCGCCUCCACUUUGCCACCGCUUUUCCUGCAGGUGCAGCCCGGUGAGCGAGUGCUCGAUGCCUGUGCCUCUCCUGGCGGCAAAUCGCUGCUCAUGCUGCAGACCCUUCACUUGGACCACCUCGUCUGCAAUGACAUCCAAGAGUCCCGACUGAACAAGCUGAGGAAAGUGAUGCAGGAGUAUCUGUUUGAUUAUAAGGAGCGGUGGGCGGGCAAGCGGCUCAUCUUCAACCAGAGCGAUGCUCGAAAUCUGGACCAGUAUGAGCAGUUUGACAAGAUCCUGGUGGAUGUGCCCUGCACCACGGAUCGCCAUGUGGUAAACGAGCAGGACAAUAACAUCUUUAAGCCAACGCGCAUUAAGGAACGCCUGAGGAUUCCCGAACUCCAGGCAGGCAUCCUUUCCAACUGCCUGCGACUAUUAAGACCAGGUGGAAGCUUGGUUUACUCCACCUGCUCGCUGUCGCCCAUUCAAAACGAUGGUGUGGUUCACAUGGCCCUGCAGAAGGUGUUCACGGAGCAUGGCAUCACCGCCACCAUCAAGGAUCUGAGCCAGCACACGGCGCUCUUCAGCGAUGUCUUCAAGUUUGAGCACCCAAAGGGUUUGAAGUAUGGACAAAUGGUAGUGCCCUACCUGCCGGCCAACUUUGGACCCAUGUAUUUCAGUAAAAUAACUAGAAAUGUUUGAGAAACUAAAUUAAAGAUGAAUGUUAAAGCUGUAAUUUGAAAAAAGAUUUCAACGUCUACCUAAGUUGUUUGUUUUUAAAGCGGAUAAUUUAAAUAUAUACCUAUAUACUU
Drosophila elegans is the source of this 1635-nucleotide messenger RNA. RefSeq names its product 5-methylcytosine rRNA methyltransferase NSUN4. Gene Ontology annotation, cellular component: mitochondrial large ribosomal subunit. The transcript has a single exon. Bases 8 to 1525 code for a protein of 505 amino acids. The record is from RefSeq and is a predicted model, not a curated record. Gene Ontology annotation, molecular function: methyltransferase activity. Gene Ontology annotation, biological process: rRNA methylation. NCBI's taxonomy places the organism in Eukaryota, Metazoa, Arthropoda, Insecta, Diptera, Drosophilidae.